Messenger RNA from Drosophila busckii, 1947 nucleotides. RefSeq lists its product as uncharacterized. The coding region runs from base 81 to 1589 and encodes 502 amino acids. Lineage: Eukaryota; Metazoa; Arthropoda; Insecta; Diptera; Drosophilidae. The record is from RefSeq and is a predicted model, not a curated record. The transcript has 3 exons.
CAGGCGGUCACACUGUGCUGGAUGUAAACAAAACAAGAAAAACAUUUAAACGGUGUUUUUAGUAAUUUAUUUAUUAAAAAAUGAGCACGCUGGUAAAAGAUGAUGCAGAAAUAGACUUUUUAGAGGAAGACGAGCAGGACUUGGAGCCAAAAUAUGCCCACACCUUGCAGCUAGAGUCUAAUGGCAUUAAUAAUAGUAAUCAUUGCUCCAGUUCGUUAAGCAAGCAUGCGCUGCGCUGCAGGUGGGCGCACGGCGAGGUGGGCGUGUUUCUUAACAUUAUAAACAAACUGAAGCUGCAGGGUCCAUUGCUACGCAAGCGAAAUGCCAAGGUAUUCAAGCUCGUCUCCAGAGAAAUGGCCAAGAUGAAUAUAGUAAAGCGACCGGAUCAGUUGCGCAUUAAAUAUCAUCAGCUAAGAAGACAAUAUGCCAAAUCAAAAACUGACGGCGAGCCAUUUGAAUACUUUCAACAAAUGCACGAACUGAUAAAUGCCAAAGUCAGCGAUGCCGAAGAGAGUGAGCUGGAGGGGAGCGACGAUGAAGAGGAAGUAGCAUCAGAGGGUACUGAAGAUGCUCUUGUGGCGGAUAUGCCUAAAAUAGCGCGUUGCAAAUGGGCAGAAGGCGAGGUGGAUGUGUUUUUAAAUAUUAUAAUUUCAAUGGGACUGCAAUCGGCGCUGCUGCGUAAGCGCAAUGCUAAAAUCUUUAAGCUACUUUCGAAGGAGAUGGCCAAGAGAGAUUACAAUAAAGCGCCUGAAAAGCUACGCAUAAAAUAUCAAAUGCUAAGAAGACAGUACAAUAAGGCUAAGAAUGGUGGCGAGAGCUUUGAGCACUUUGACAUCAUGGAUCAGCUUUUAAAUCAGCCAGGCGCAGCAGAGCUGGAGGCAGAAAGCAGCAGCUCUGAGAGUGAUUGCUCGGAAAGUGGCAGCAGCGAAGCAGAUGCUACAAAAAGUCGUCACGCUGAUUAUUACUGGACGGACCCGGAGGUAGACAGCUUUCUCUCCAUUAUCAAGGAACAGAAUCUCUUUCGCGCUGUCGAUGGCUCCAAAAAACGCAAUUUCAAAACACUCGCAUACAUAUCCAAAGUACUGGCACAGCAGUCGUACCAGCGAACCCCCGAUCAGCUGCGCAACAAGCUGCGUUUGCUGCUGCGUCGUUACCGCGAAGCCAAGACGGAGGGCAUUAAAAAUGUGCGACUGCUGUCGCGUCACUUUGAGAUACUCGAUGAUCUAGUGCAAAAGCGACGCAGUAAAGAGCCCACGCAAGCGCCAAAGAGCUUAGUACACAUCGAAGCCAGCGACAGCGAUGAGUUAAGCUCGGAUUCCAGUUGUGAUUUACUGCGCAGCGCCGCUGCCGCCGCUGGUAGUGAGCAUGACUACGAGCUGCCUGCAGAGCCUACACCCUUGGAAGUCUUAAGUAGCAUUAGCGAGGGACAAAAGCAGCUGCUGACGCAGUUGAGCAGCAGCCAUGAGCGCUUCCUGCAGCAGCAGCGUGAAAUGCAAACGCAGUUUCUGCAAGAGCUGUCGCGAAUAAUGCGGCAGGAGCGCGAGGCAACAUGUCGCAUGUUGAAGGAGCUGCUGCAAAAUAAAAGUUGAAUAAAAAGAGAGCGCUGGUGUCAAGCUUCUAAAACUUUUAUUAAAUUGAAUUUGAAGUUAUUGCAAAAAGUUGUCAUUACUUUUAAGUUGUGUGUGUUUAGUUUGUAUGUGUGUUGAGUUUUAUGCUGUGUAUUAGUGUUAGUGUUAGGCCGGCUGCAGACAGAGAGCAAAGCGUCAGCGCUCAGGCCGAGCUUAGUCAAAUAAAUAAGAGUACAUAGCUUAGCUUGCUCUUUGUUGGACACUUUGCUAUUUGGCUGCAGCCGAACUUAGUUUAGCUUUUACCUAAGUUUGCAUUUAUGCACUUUAGUUUUAUUUGAAUUUUUAAUAUUCGUUUGCAAUUCAUUAUGAAUUUCAGUUG